Messenger RNA from Synchytrium microbalum, 2361 nucleotides. RefSeq lists its product as uncharacterized. Gene Ontology annotation, molecular function: DNA binding. Gene Ontology annotation, biological process: spliceosomal complex disassembly; mRNA splicing, via spliceosome. The record is from RefSeq and is a predicted model, not a curated record. Gene Ontology annotation, cellular component: U2-type post-mRNA release spliceosomal complex; nucleus. The transcript is spliced from 10 exons. NCBI's taxonomy places the organism in Eukaryota, Fungi, Chytridiomycota, Chytridiomycetes, Synchytriales, Synchytriaceae. The coding region runs from base 1 to 2361 and encodes 786 amino acids.
AUGAACUUUGGCAAAGGAGCCAAUAAGAAGAAUGUCAGGAAGAAGGUCGUCUCUGUGCCUGAUGACGACGGAUCAGAGAAUAAUGGCUCGACAGGUCAUCGAGAGAGUUCAAAAGAUGCUGCUGGUCGAUUUGAACAGCUAGACAUCACCAACGAGCCUAUAAAGCGAUCCAUGCCUUCGAAAUCGAAGGCUAAAUCUGCUGUUUUGAGUUUCGGACUUGAUGAGGAACAAGAUGAUGGGCAAGCAUUCCGAGUUAGCAAGUCAUCGGAAAGUCGCAGAAUGGCUCAGAAUAAGCUGAAUCUGGUGCCAGACAAUAGCAGAGUAUCAACAACGACCACAACAGCAGAUUACUCGCUAGCUGGACUACAAGCUUUGAAACUAGCUCAACUGAAUAGACCUUUACGAGCUGAUCCAGACUCUGCCAUGGAUAUAGACUCGAAUGGCGACUCUGCUCUUCCACCUAUACCUGUAGAACCCGUUAUUCCCGAUGCAGCUGCUGUCUUUGCUGCGCGAAAGCUCCGUGAGCAAAGGAGGAAUGAUGCUGCUGGUGUAGGAUCUGGUCGUCUAGAUAAAGGACUUAAACCCUCUUCUUCGUCGUAUAUCUCGUUGGACGACAAGGAAGAUGACAAGACGAACAAUAUGGAGGACGAUGAUGACGAGAAUGACUCUAGCAGAAAUGAAUCUAGACUCGUAACAGAAGAUCAGGAAGAACAGGAAGAUGAGAAUUUUGAAGAUUAUGAAGGUGAUACCAUCACUUUUGGAUCUAGAGCUGUUAAAGAUGCUGAAGCAAAAAGGAAGCAAAAGUUUGUGACUGAACUUGAUGAAGCACAAGGGGAUGAGGAUGAAGAAGGACGAAUGUGGGAGGAAGAACAGAUGAGACGUGUAGCUCCCAUGCAGCAGAGAGAAGAGUUGGCCAAGAAGGCAGCUUCAAUAGCUGCAGCUCCACGAGAAACCGUUUACAUUCCGAAUGUAAUCCCAAUACCGGCUGUAAAUACAGUUAUGACCAGGCUCACUGGACUAGUGAAUAAUCUGGAAAUCUCACACAUUGAACAUCUGGCUCAAAUACGAAGCUCUAAAUCUGAUUUGGAAUCCUCAAAGACCUCUGCCCAGGGAUUGCAACAAGAUAUUAAGAACGCUUCGCAAAAGUAUACUUACUUUCAAGAGUUCAAGACUUAUAUUCAGGAUUUGGCAGAGUUCUUGGAUACGAAGUUUCCAGAAUUGGAAAAGCUAGAGGAAGAUUAUCAUAAUCUUUUGCGUGAGCAAUCGUCGUUUGUAAUGGAUCGACGGGACGCUAUUCUUGAUGAUCGGCUUAGUGAUUUUUCGUCUUAUAUUCCUGCUGAACCACAACUUCGCCAGUCACGGCAAACAGCCUAUACUCAAAGACGCACACGAAGGACGUUUAGUCAACAGACUCCUACUCAAGAAGGGUUAUCGAGUGAUGAUGAAGUCGAUGAACAACUUGAUAUUGGGCGAAAAAAAGACGCAGAAAAAAGAAACCAUCUAUAUCUGUUUGCCGAUACUCUGGAUGAGUUUUGCUCAAUUCCGAUAAUCAAGGCAAAGUUCGAAAGCUGGAAGAAUACAUUUCGACAGGAAUAUGAGCAAAGUUAUGGUGGCUUGAGCAUGCCUGGAGUCUUUGAAUUGUAUGUCCGUCAAGAGCUGUUAGCGUGGGAGCCAUUUUCGACGUAUCUGGAUCUCGAGUCUAUGAAUUGGCAUGAGUCUGUGAUGGGCUAUGGCAUGAAUCCCAACGCUAUGGAAAUCUCUGAAGACGAGGACGUGCGUUUGCUACCGAAAAUAGUAGAGAAAGUCGUCAUUCCUCGUCUUGUGUCGAGGGUUGACAUAUACGAUCCGUAUUCUUGCAAGCAGACCAAGCUAGCUUUAAGAAUUGUUGGCCAAAUGCUUAAUUACACUGAAUCAGAUUCUAAAGCAUUCAAGACUCUUAUCGGAGCAUUCGAGGCUAGAAUCGAUUCUGUAAUAUCAGCUAUUGUGGAAAGGCAAGAUGUCUUUGGUGUUCGAUUCAACCUACCUCUCUCAGAUCAAGCGAUCGCUUCUCGUAAUGCCUGGUUUGCUACACUGUCUAAGCUUUAUGAUAACAGCUUAUCGUGGAGGCGAUAUAUUCCUGCAUUAUCUCUGCAAAGCAUGGUCAUCAAUAAGCUUUUGAAUCGCCAUUUAAUACCACUAUUUCGUGACGCUCCAUCACCUGUCACUGAUGUACACAAGUGCUUACAAUUAUUGCAAUCGAUACCUGUGGAAUGGAUUGGUGGUGGGACUGAUAUACCACAAUUUCUUCGUGUGUUUGAGAAUCGCAUGAAGCUCUUUGCAGAACAGUCAAGUUUGAAAGUCACAGACAAGUAUGUACAGUGA